UCUGCUCAUCAGCACAGCCCUGGAUCAGAAGCUGCAUCAGGUUGCCGGCAAAAAAUUUCUGCCAAGGGAUCAGGCCUUCUGGCAAAAUGGAAUGGAAUGCAUCUUGUGAAUACUGGGAGGCCACGCAGACUGCCCUGGAAAGCUGCUACCUUCCCGUUUUUUAUGGCAUUGAGUUUAUCGUGGGAAUCCUUGCGAAUACGGCCGUCGUUUUCGGCUACCUCUUCUGCCUGAAGAACUGGAGCAGCAGUAACAUCUACCUCUUCAACCUCUCUAUCUGUGACUUGGCAUUUUUGUGUACCCUUCCCAUGCUGAUGAGAAAGUAUGCCCAGAGACAAUGGCCAUACGGGUACGUGCUGUGUAUAAGCAACCGAUACAUACUUCACGCCAACCUCUAUACCAGUAUUCUUUUCCUCACUUUUAUCAGCAUCGAUCGAUAUCUGCUCAUGAACUAUCCUUUCCGGGAACACCUCCUGCAAAAGAAAGCAUUUGCUAUUUUAAUAUCUUUGGCCAUUUGGGGCUUAGUAACCUUAGAGCUCCUGCCCAUACUUAUUUUUAUACAUUCUGAUGACAAUGGCACCAACUGUACUGAUUAUGCAAGUUCUGGGGACCCCAAUCACAGCCUCAUUUAUAGCAUGUGUUUGACCUUUCUGGGCUUUCUCAUUCCCCUUUUUGUGAUGUGCUUCUUUUAUUUCAAGAUUGCUCUCUUUCUAAAGCAGAGGAACAGGCAGCUCACUACAGCUUUGCCCCUUGAGAAGCCUCUCCACUUAGUCAUCAUGGCAGUUGUGAUUUUCUCUGUGCUUUUUACUCCCUACCACAUCAUGCGAAACGUCCGGAUUGCUUCACGCCUGGAGACCUGGAAGAAGUCCCCAUGCACUGAAGCCAUCAUCAACUCCUUGUACAUCUUGACAAGGCCAUUGGCCUUUCUGAACAGUGUCAUCAACCCUGUCUUCUAUUUCCUUCUGGGGGAUCACUUCAGGGAGAUGUUGAUGAAUAAACUGUGGCAUCACUUCAAGGCCCUUACAUCCUUCAGGAGAUGAGCUCGUGGACGGACAUUUUCACUCGGGAAUAGUGAGGUGCCCGUGUAACAUUGUUUUACAGAAGCAGCUGUAGGCCAGGUAGAGUUUAACUCAGACAUAAAUUAGAGAGGCCCACAGACUUGACCCUGGUUUAAAGGCAUGCUGGACCCAGGGUGUGUGAAAAGAAGAUGAUGGAAGGUAUUUAUUGGUUUCUUGACCUAAGCAUUGAAAGGAGUUGGACUAGCACUAUCUAAUGUUUGAGCACAUAAGUCCAAAAUUCUAGGUGAUAUAAGACCCUCUCAACCAGUGUAAAAGGAACAGAAGAUAAAGUCACAAGUUGUUUGUGUUUAAUCACUACUUAGAUUAUAAAAAAAAAAAAAAAUUGUGUUGACAAUAUUCUGUAUGUUAUUCAUGUGUGUGUGUGUUAGUUGCUCAGCCGUGUCCAACUCUUUGUGACCCCAUGGACUAGAGCCCGCCAGGCUUCUCUGUCCAUUGAGUUCUCCAGCCAAGAAUGCUGGAGGGGGUUGCCAUUCCCUUCUCCAGGGGAUCUUCCCAACCCAGGGAUCGAACCCAGGUCUCCCACAUUGCAGGCAGAUUCUUUACUACUGAGCUACCAGGGAAGCCCAUACAAGGUUACUCAUACAAUCCCAUAAUCUUUUGUGAGGACCAAAUAAGAGAAGAUUAGUCAUGUGUUGUUAAGUAUUGUUGCUAGAAGUUGUGCUCUUGAGCAAAUUUAGAGAUAAUAGUAGCAACAAAGAGCAGAGAAAAUAUAACUGGUUCAAAUAUGCCUAUAUUUCUUUAUAUUGAUUAAGAAAUGGAGUCCAGUUGUAAUUAUAAAUCCUUUUUUGUUGUUAUAUGGUUUUUAGUGCAAAAAAUCAUAUUAAAUAGAACCCAAAGAGAUGAUUUCUUAAAGAGAGACAUGUUUGAGCUCAGCUCUCAGGGGACUUAGGUGUAAGUGGCUUUAUAAAAAUAAUAGAGUCAGAUUCCAAGGAUAACUGUAAAAAUUCCAAAGUCAUAGAACACAAAGCACCUACCAGGAAACUCAAAGGAAGACAAAACAAAACAAAGUCAGUUUUUAUAAUCAGUGUACCAUCUGGUAUUUUAUGAUCACAAUGUGAUUUUCAGUGCAUGGAAGUAUAUUAAGUUCAUUAGCCUUCCUGCUCUUGAUUAAAUAGUAAACUUUGAAAUAUAUUAGUAUCAUAAAACCAGCAUAUAAGAGGAAGGGAAAUGGUAAUGCCAAAACUUAUUGAGUUAAUUAUUUUCCUUUUUUGGAGGGAAAAAUCAGUUUUUCUUCCCCCCCCUCCGCAUUGCCCCAAAUACACACACACUUAUUUUUUUUUUUUUUAAGCAAUGGGAUAAUUUAAAAGGACAAUUUUAUCUUGAGUGACUCAUAUCUGCAAUGAGACUUAUUUUCGUAGAUUAUUACCUAAGACCAUUGGAGGAAAUGUUUUAAACCAAAC
This is a messenger RNA of Cervus elaphus (red deer), 2476 nucleotides long. It is a transcript of the gene SUCNR1, whose product is annotated as succinate receptor 1. Gene Ontology annotation, cellular component: plasma membrane. Bases 87 to 1037 code for a protein of 316 amino acids. The record is from RefSeq and is a predicted model, not a curated record. Gene Ontology annotation, biological process: G protein-coupled receptor signaling pathway. Gene Ontology annotation, molecular function: G protein-coupled receptor activity. NCBI's taxonomy places the organism in Eukaryota, Metazoa, Chordata, Mammalia, Artiodactyla, Cervidae. The transcript has 2 exons.